AUGGCACGGUCAAGCUCCUCCUCUGGAACCCCUCAGGAAAAGCACGACGUGUUCCUGAGCUUCAGAGGCGAGGACACACGCUACACUUUCACGGGCCACCUUCAUGCCUCCUUAACCCGACUCCAAGUCAACACAUACAUUGACUACAAUCUCCAGAGAGGGGAAGAGAUAUCGUCCUCUCUUCUUAGGGCCAUUGAGGAGGCAAAACUCUCCGUCAUUGUUUUCUCCAAAAACUAUGGAAACUCCAAGUGGUGUUUGGAUGAGCUUGUGAAAAUACUAGAAUGUAAGAGGAGGAGGGGGCAGAUUGUGUUGCCCGUUUUCUAUGACAUAGAUCCCUCCCAUGUGCGGAACCAGACAGGAACGUACGGAGAGGCGUUUGAGAAACAUGAGAGACAAUUGCAGGGUCAGAAGGAGAAGGUGCAGAAAUGGAGGGAGGCUCUAAGGGAAGCUGCUAAUUAUUCCGGUUGGGAUUGCUCCGUCAACAGGAUGGAGUCUGAACUGAUAGAAAAAAUCGCAAAUGAUGUGUUGGAAAAACUAAAUCGAGUAUAUGUUGGGGACCUAGAUCAGCAGAUAGCAAAGCUAGAGCAACUUGCGCAACUCCAACAUCAGUUUUAUCAAAAGAUAUGUACCUUUGAAAACCUGCAAAAUCACAACGCAACAGUUCAACGUAUCACAGAACUUAAAAUGGAGAGAAGUGUCCGCAUGCUUCGCUUGUCACCUGACAUGCUUUCACAUUUGACAGAUUCAAAGAACAAUACUAAUUAUUUUGACUUUUAA
Molecule: messenger RNA, 777 nt
Organism: Sphenostylis stenocarpa
Lineage: Eukaryota; Viridiplantae; Streptophyta; Magnoliopsida; Fabales; Fabaceae
Source: the annotation of a GenBank genome assembly